AUGGCGAGCAUACGUUUUGGAAGGGGAGGAGACGAGAUACUUCCUCUGCAGCCCGUCAAAGUCGAUCUCUAUACCCGCAACCUCCACUCUCGGCAGCUCAGCGAACCUUGUCUUGCCGUCCUUCUCGAUUUCCAUGAUAAGAUCCCUUUGUGCGUCGAGGUCUCUCUGGAGCUGGUCUAA
Messenger RNA from Podospora pseudocomata, 180 nucleotides. RefSeq lists its product as uncharacterized. The transcript is spliced from 2 exons. The record is from RefSeq and is a predicted model, not a curated record. NCBI's taxonomy places the organism in Eukaryota, Fungi, Ascomycota, Sordariomycetes, Sordariales, Podosporaceae. Bases 1 to 180 code for a protein of 59 amino acids.